UUUUAAUCAGAACAAUCAAGAAUUUUCAUUAUGUUACAUAUUCAUUGUAUUGGUUUAACUUUAUUAACUGUGAUUUUAUGGCAAAGUAAUGGGAUUCAUGCCAAACCAUCUUUGGAUAUAGAUGCUAACGACAUACAAUGUGAUAUAUGUAUGGGUGCAGUAUCUCUUGGAAAGCUAUUUCUUGUGUCACCAAUCAUGGAUAGUAUAAAGAAAAUGCUUGUAGAAAAACUAUGCACAUUACCCGGGAUUAUGACAAGAAGAUGUAUGAAUUGGGGAUAUCAUCAAAUAGAUGAAGUAGUCGUUCAUUUUUUAAAACAAAAAUCAUCGAAACCAUGUAAGUAUUUUUUACUGUGUUCAACGAAUACUUCUCAAAGAAUAACGGGUUAAGUACAUAGGAACAAAUUCCAAUCCAAUCAUUUUCAGUAAAUACCUUGAUAUUAAGAAGAAAACUUUUUAUUACAAAAUUAGUUUAUUAACUGUUAUGCGUUAAUACAAAUAUGUGGAAUUUUUCAUCGAAUAUUAAUGUAGAUGAUUAAACGUCCAUAUAGCACAAAAACAAG
This is a messenger RNA of Schistosoma rodhaini, 560 nucleotides long. The record is from the annotation of a GenBank genome assembly. NCBI's taxonomy places the organism in Eukaryota, Metazoa, Platyhelminthes, Trematoda, Strigeidida, Schistosomatidae.